Messenger RNA from Aspergillus terreus NIH2624, 804 nucleotides. RefSeq lists its product as uncharacterized. Lineage: Eukaryota; Fungi; Ascomycota; Eurotiomycetes; Eurotiales; Aspergillaceae. Bases 1 to 804 code for a protein of 267 amino acids. The transcript is spliced from 2 exons. The record is from RefSeq and is a predicted model, not a curated record.
AUGGUCGUUUGGCAGAUUAUUAGUAUCGGUCUCACUGGUCUGCAAGUCGCGUCCAGUCUUUACACCGACAGUAAGACCAGACAGGCUGCAGUUGCCCAGGAAGCAGCAUCCCAAGCAGCAUCCGAAGCGAGUCGGGCUGAAUCCGCAAGAGCACGUGCUCAGGAAGCCCUCUACAAACGAAUGGCUGCGAGCCACGACCAUACUGCGCAACCCCGAACAUUCGAGAUCCCAAGCUGUGCAUUCAACGCAAGUCCCGAAUUCACCGCAGUAUUCGCAGCGAGCGUGCAUGUUGGAACUGUUGUCGCUAUACAAACAGGAGAGCAGCUGAAGCAGAUUGGUCUACGUUUAGAUGAAAUUCGGGAGGAGCUGGGGGCGCAGACAACGGCAAAAGUACAGGGAUGGGACAGCAAAGGGUUUGGCGCGUUUAUCUACUGGUUUCUGGAGAACGAAAUCAGCGACCAUGGCGGUGAAGCAUCAGUAGGACACCACGCGUUCUACAUCUACAAUCCAACCACCAGCGCCGACGUUGUAUUCAAACAAAUGAUCCGCGAGAGGCCAUUACCAGCUUCUUUCGGCGGCUUCAGCUCUGACCUUGAAAGUGUUUUUCACAUCAUGUGGGAAAAUCGACGGUGCUUACGGCAAACAAUGGGGAGAGCGGAUGCAGAUGAAGUGGUUUUUCACCUGCUGAUUCCUGCUAAACGGAGUUUUGCUGUAUACGAGCGCAUGGCAAUUGAUGAACGGAGGAAGAGAGCUCAGAGCGCGGCUUUGUGCAAAGUGGGCUGGCAGGACUGGCUUGUGGCAUAG